Messenger RNA from Parnassius apollo (apollo), 852 nucleotides. The record is from the annotation of a GenBank genome assembly. Lineage: Eukaryota; Metazoa; Arthropoda; Insecta; Lepidoptera; Papilionidae.
AUGUGCAAUUUAACACACCUGCACUUACAAUGGAACAAAAUAACGAAAAUCGAAGGUUUAGAUAAAUUGACAAAACUGAAGAAGUUAUAUCUAGGCUGCAAUUGUAUCAGUGUUGUGGAGAAUCUCAUGGGCUUGAAAUAUUUGGAGGAAUUGUACAUAGAGAAACAGAAUGUUGACAGUCCAGACCCAUUAUGUUUUGAACCAAGGACAAUAGUGUCUAUUGGGGCAACAUUAAGAAUAUUAAAUGUGUCGGAAAAUAAAAUAACGGAUAUAUCAUGGAUUAAACCGUUAAGGCGCUUGGAAGUCUUGAUUGCAACGAAAAAUAAAUUAGAUGAUAUCCAGGUUGUAGCAGAUCAUCUCUGCACUCUACUUUGUUUGGUCGACGUGAAUUUUACUGGCAACCCCAUGACAAAGAAACAUAGAUAUAAAGAAAUUAUAAUCGCUAGAUGCGUUCAAUUACGAGUUCUCGACACUACACCAAUAAACAACACAUCGAAAACAUUUUUACAAAACUUCGAUAAAGCGAUACGUUUCCGUAAAAUGAAGGAAAGAAAUAAGAUGGGCAUAUCUCGACCGAGUGCUGACGAUUUCUUUGAACUAAACAUGUUAACAGGACCAAAAACUCAAAGUGCAUUGUUGGUGGCGGAACUAUCUAAACGACAAUCGAAAUUAACAGCUAUUGACUCAACAUACGCUUUUACGCCACGAGCAUUUUGGCGGGCAAAACCAACGCUGGCUCGCGAUAGUGUUGCCCCACCGGCAGAACCUCCUCCUCAAACAGAACAGCGGGAUGAAAAUACCGCGCCUAUUAAGGGAAUUUUGAAAAAGCCAAUGCCGAUGAAAUAUAUUUAA